CUUAUCCCCUGGGCUGUUGACUUGAACGGCGGCGGACUUCUGGAGACAUUUCCUCGCGGUUUGCCCGGGGCAUUCCUUCGCCGGAUUGUGGAGGACGUAGCCUGACUGGUUGCCAGCGCAGCCAGUGCGCAAGAAUGGUCAGAUGAGCUUCGGCCAGGGCCGCACAACCACCUGAGGCUUGAUUUCGCAACUUAGGAUGGAACAUGUUAGCGUCAUCACCUGCAUCACUCGACAGGUAUGUACUUCGCAAGGCUAACGUCCACCACCCCCGUGCGAAACCGCGAAACGCACCCGCCCAAGAGAACUAGGACAAGAACACAUGGCCCGCCACAGCCUGCUACUGCUCGGCGUCGCGGCGACGGCGGCGCUGCUGCUGCUCACCGCGAGCCCCUUCGCCGCACAGGGCAGCACUCGGCGCUACUCCAACCCGGCCCAGUACAUUUGCAACGACCCCGACCUCACCACGCUGUGUCGCAUCCUGAGGGCCGCGGGACCCGACUCCAAGGCCGCCGCCGCGCUGCAGGACGCCACCGUCAGCAACACCGUCUUCGCGCCCCUGGACUCUGCCUUCAGCCAGGACGCCAAGAGGGUGGCCUCGAAGCUGAGCCUGGGCGCCUUCGAGAAGAUCUACACCUCGCCCAAGCAAGCCGACCGCCUGCUGCAGAACCUGAUCAUCCCCGGCCAGGCCAUCAGCUCCAACGGCUUUAAGACCGGCACCGACUACAAGUCCAUGUUGGGCCAGCACCUGUACUUCAAGGGCGCGUGGUUCACCAAGGACCUGUACGUCCAGAGCGAAGAGGUCAAGGCCAAGAUCAUUCAGGUCGACAUCCCCGCCGGCAGGUCGGUUGUGUACACCACGGAUCGCGUGCCCCUGCCCAGCGCCCCCUUCCUGGGCAUCGGCCACCAUUGAUGACGAUAAGCGAGGGAGGAGCUAGCCCGCAUACGGCGUCUUCCGUACAGGGUGUGGCGCAGACUGUUGACAUAAUGACUUCUAUGCGCUUGCUCGGUUGCGGACGGGGGGUUUAUGAUGUGCAUGGGGAUAUGGUACCUAAUAAUGUAUGGAAGCUGCGUGCACACGUGUGUGGACUGUCCAGGAACGAAGUAGUGGUGUGAUGCACGGUGCGUGGUAAUGGUUGGGCAAUUGAGCAGUGCGGUCUGGAGGCUGCAACGGUGUAGAUGAGGCGGCAGCGGUUGUAUGAUGAGGCGCGUUGUGUUGUGAGGCACGUUGGGGUCACACCAGCAGGGAAAGGGAAGAUGCGCACUGCAUGGCAAUAA
This is a messenger RNA of Chlamydomonas reinhardtii, 1275 nucleotides long. RefSeq lists its product as uncharacterized. The record is from RefSeq and is a predicted model, not a curated record. NCBI's taxonomy places the organism in Eukaryota, Viridiplantae, Chlorophyta, Chlorophyceae, Chlamydomonadales, Chlamydomonadaceae. The transcript is spliced from 7 exons. Bases 320 to 910 code for a protein of 196 amino acids.